UACGGAUCGUUGUAAUGACUUCCAACAGGCGACGACUCACAAUUAUUGCGUCAUAGCAAAACAGUCUGCGGAUCGUGGAAGGCGCCAUAUUUGUUGUCCUUAAAGAAAAUGUCAGUGGUUUGCAAGCUGUAAAUGAAACUACCAAUAACUACACAAUUACUUAUCGAUUGCUAGGCGAAUCAACAGUGUCGUCACUAACCAACAACUUUAUAGGUUACACCUCGUCGGGGAAAGGGAUUUCCUUGCUUUUUUUCCUUGAUAGACGAAUAACAACACCACCACGGCCAUCUUCCUUAAUAGCAGCUGGUUACAAACGCUCUAGAAAAGUAGUUUGUAGCUAGAGAAUACCUCCUUUAUGUGCCACUGGGAGCGCCGGGAGGAUGGCAGAUGACAAGGACGUGCUGCGAGAUGUUUGGUUUGGUCGGAUUCCGACCUGCUUCACACUUUACCAGGAUGAGAUCACAGAGAGAGAGGCCGAACCUUUCUAUCUCCUCCUGCCAAGGAUGAGCUACUUGACUCUGGUCACAGACAAGGUGAAAAAGCACUUCCUGAAGGUCAUGAAGGCCGAGGACAUAGAGGAGAUGUGGUUUGAUUUCGAGGGAACCUCACUCAAAUGGCACUAUCCAAUCGGAUUACUGUUUGACCUGCAUGCCUCCAACACUGCCCUGCCCUGGAGCAUCACUGUGCACUUUAAGAAUUUCCCAGAGCGUGACCUGCUCCACUGCCCCUCUAACUCUGUGAUCGAGGCCCACUUCAUGUCCAGCAUCAAGGAGGCGGAUGCCCUCAAACACAAGAGCCAGGUCAUCAACGACAUGCAGAAGAAAGACCACAAGCAGCUGUGGAUGGGCCUGCAGAACGAUAAGUUUGACCAGUUCUGGGCCAUGAACCGUAAGCUGAUGGAAUACCCCACAGAGGAGGGAGGCUUUCGCUACAUCCCCUUCAGGAUAUACCUGACGAUGAGUGACAGACCGUUCAUCCAGAAGUUGUUUCGCCCCAUCUCGCCCGACGGCCACACACACACGCUUGGGGACCUGCUGAAGGAGGUGUACCCUGUGGCUAUACCCAACGAUGACGAGUCCAAGCGUUACCAGGUGGUGAUCCAUGGGAUUGAGCCCCUGCUGGAGACCCCGUUGCAGUGGCUGAGUGAGCACCUCAGUCACCCUGAUAACUUCCUCCACAUCAGCGUCAUACCCGCGCCUAGCGACUGACACCUCUGGCAAAGUUUGGUAACACCCGGCAACUGGGAAAGUUGCAAAACUCCGAACGGACUCUUCACAGAGCAGGAAAACCCACGUGACUGGGGGCGAGGAGUGACGCAAUCGCAGUGUGACGUCAUCUCAUUCAACUUGUCCCAAAAAGGAGCCCACCAGGAGAAAAUGUACCAUUUUCUGUUUUCCAUCUCUUUUCCUCUCCUCCUUCGCCCUCUGUCUCUUUUGGACCUUUACCUGUUUGGGGAAAGUUGUUCCGCCCAAAAUGUGGAAGGCCAAACUGAAAGAGGGUUGAUCCGUUUAAAAAGAGAGGCAGGGAGAUUCCGCUUACCACCACCUCUCUCCUCUUCCUCCUCCUAGGGAAAGAGAGAGGGCCCAGACAUGCCUAGUGGGACCCUCUACAAACAGAAUUUGCCUUAGUUUUCCCGAGUCACAUCAUGAGCUACACUGCUGGACGUUCAUAAAGUCACACUGAGUUUACACACUUGUACUGUAUGCCACUGAGGAGUGAAAGGGGAUUUUUAAAGACGCUUCACUUCUUCAUUCUUUGUCUCUCGCUCUCUGUCUGUCUGUAUAUUCUCCAUCUUCCUCUCACUGUAUUCCCUGUUUCUUUCUUCUCUCUCUUCCUCCCUCCCCCUCUUUCUCUCUCGUGUCAUUUACUGCCGACGCUCUCUCAUCUCCAUAGCUAAUUAUCUCAUUGGAAUUCCUCCUGCUACUAAUGAGACCGCUAAACUUCUGUCUCCAUGCCAAGCCUUGGGGUUGUGUGAGUGUGUGUUGUAAUUGGAGACAUAAUUUAAAGUCUCCUAGAGGGGACAUGGGGGGGGGGUGAGGAAGGUGUGAAGAGUCCGAAUGGAAUCCUGUCUGUCUUCUCUCUUGCGUGUCUCGUGUCAAAGGGAGAUGGGGCCAGACAUGUAAUUUGGAGUGUGUUGUUAGUCGAGGGGGAGGGAGACUUGUGAUGUCACACCUGUCUAAGCACGUCAGGCUUCCUCAUUCGCCGCCUAGGAGGAUGGGAUAGGGGAGUUUACAGCUCUGAGUCAGGGCUGGGCUCGACGUGGGGUACUGUCUGAGGGGUAGGCAUGUGCAUACGUGUGUAUGUACAUGUGUGUAUGGGUACUUUUUGCACAUUUUGUUGUUACAAAGUGAGAUUCAGAUGGAUUUCAUUAUCAUUGUUGGUCAAUGAUCUACACAAAACACUCUUAUGUGGAAGAAAAAUUGUAACAUUAACAAAAUACAAAAAAAUGUAACACUACGUAUUCUCACCCCUGAGACUACAUGUUAGAAAAACCUUUGGCAGUGAUUACAGCUGUGAGUCUUUUUGGCUAAGUCUAUAAGCGCUUUGCACACCUGGAUUAUACAAUAUUUGCCCAUUAAAAAGUCUUCAAGCUCUGUCAAGUUGGUUGUUGAUCAU
Molecule: messenger RNA, 2616 nt
Organism: Oncorhynchus gorbuscha (pink salmon)
Lineage: Eukaryota; Metazoa; Chordata; Actinopteri; Salmoniformes; Salmonidae
Product: autophagy protein 5-like
Exons: 9
Coding region: 381-1208 (275 amino acids)
Biological process (GO): autophagy of mitochondrion; C-terminal protein lipidation; nucleophagy
Cellular component (GO): Atg12-Atg5-Atg16 complex; phagophore assembly site membrane; cytoplasm
Source: RefSeq, a predicted model, not a curated record